This is a messenger RNA of Phodopus roborovskii (desert hamster), 1713 nucleotides long. RefSeq names its product germ cell-less protein-like 1. Gene Ontology annotation, biological process: germ cell development. The transcript has 2 exons. Gene Ontology annotation, cellular component: nucleus. The record is from RefSeq and is a predicted model, not a curated record. Lineage: Eukaryota; Metazoa; Chordata; Mammalia; Rodentia; Cricetidae. Gene Ontology annotation, molecular function: protein binding. The coding region runs from base 1 to 1713 and encodes 570 amino acids.
AUGAACAUAAUCAGAGAGGUUCAUGCGAAAAAGUACGGAUUGUACCAUCUGUCUAUGAGGCUAGCGCAAGAACAGGAAGUUUUGGAGGAAAGUGCAAUGUGUAGUCCUCCAAGGUCUGACGAGGAAGUACGUGUUUUUCACCCUUCAGACGAAGCCAUGGGAACUGUGAGCAGUCUAAUGCGGUUGAGAAGAAAUCCUCCCGCAGAAGCAGAACCAGAAGCCCAAGCAGAAGCACCUCCUGCUGCUAGAAAUGAAGAGGCAGUGGAAGCCGGACCGGCCUUUGUCCACCAAGAAGAGCAGGCAGAGGAAGAGGCCGGACCUUCCACUGGUCGGAGAGGCCGUAAGCGGACGGCAAGCCCAGGAGGACCCUCGGCGAAAGUACCCUGUAAGAAGACGCCCACAUCCACAUAUGGGUUGCCUUUCCGGAGGAGAGGGGAGAGUGAUGUAAAGAUCUGUGCAUUUCAGGAGGAGUGGUGCCUGCACAAGUUCUACCUGUGCCGUUCAGGGUACUUUGCUAGUAUGUUCAGUGGUGCCUGGCAAGAGUCAAACAUGAGUACAAUAGAGAUGGAGAUGCCUGAUGAAAAUAUUGACCGUGAGUCUUUCUACGAGGCUUUGGUCUACUUGUAUAGUAAUAAUAUGGCAAUUCCUUCCCACCGAAUCAUUGCUGUCUUGGCCACAGCCAGUAUGCUGCAAUUGGAUGAGAUAAUUAGUCAGUGUGAGGAGAUGAUGAAGGCCUCAGUCACUGUUGAGACUGUGUGCAGCUACUAUUACUCUGCUGAGAAUUACGGGCUCCCGUAUAUCAAAUCCAUUUGUCGCCAGUGGCUCUUAGACAACCUGAUGAUCCUGCAAACUAAUGCAUUACUGCCAGAAAUCAGUGUACAUCUCAUGAAAGAGAUCAUUGCCUCAUCAGAUCUCUUGGUGAUUGAAGGAGAGAUAGAUAUAUACACUGUACUGAAAAAGUGGAUGUUUCUACGCCUAGAACCCACAUGGACAGGAUCCCCAGGAGAACUAUUAGCUGCAGCCGACUUGUGCUUUGCCAGUUGCAAAAGCAAUUCAAAUGGUGCACCUUUUCUGGAAACUGACCAAGGGAGAGCCUUUGUACCAGUGUUACAGCAACUAAGACUCCCCUAUAUCAUCUGUGACCUGCCUUCAGCACAAAUUAUUGACCAGGAUGCAGUGAUCCCUGCAUCAUGGUUGAGUCCAGUAUAUAAAGAGCAAUGGCUAACACUUCUUCGAGCAGAGCAGUCCAGGGAACUGGGGCCAAUGGAUAUCCACGUAUCUGAUGUCCGUGGAAGCAGUAUGCGGUGUGGAGGCCAAAUUCAAAUGGAUGAGGAACACAGCUGGACCUGGCCUGGCUUUAACUUUGGCUGGGACUUGGUAGUUUGCUAUAUAAACAGGCGCAUUAUAUUCCGUCGCAGUGCUUCGAACCCAUCCUGUGGCUUCGGUGUCAGCUUACUAUGGCAGAGAAAGGUUGCAUUCCGUGUGCGUGUGACCUCUUUGGAUCAGAAAGGAAAAGCGGUUUUCAGGAAGGACACAAACUAUCAUGUUCUCUGCCUGAGAAAGGAUCAAGAGCUAGAGGUGCUCAACCUAGAAAACGAAGAGAUAACUUUCCCCAUGUAUGUGGCAUGUAACUUCCUGUACCUUCCUGGAGAGAGUGGCCUUGGCCAAUGUGGAGAAUCAAGCAGAGCUCCAAGGUCAGAAGCUCUUCCAUGA